AAAUUUAUGUCGUGAUUGGUUCCUCUAACGUUCCUCAACAAAGCCUUGCUGUUCCGAGCUGGUUCAGAAGGUGGUGGUGGCAAGGUUUAUACCGUGCAUGAUGUUGAAGAAGCAAAGGCAGCUCUUAGUCUUGUUCCUAUAUGGGGAACGAGCUUGGUGUAUGCUAUUGUAUAUGCGCAGUGCUCAACUUUCUUUACCAAGCAAGGGGCUACUAUGGACAGAACAAUAUUUACCGGUUUUGAGAUACCAGCGGCUUCACUACAAUCCUUAAUCGGCUUGGCCAUUGUACUUACUAUUCCCACAUAUGACCGAAUUUUUGUUCCAAUAGCGAGAGCUAUAACCAGGAAACCCUCUGGCAUAACGAUGCUGCAGAGAAUUGGAACUGGGAUGCUUUUAUCUGUCAUUUGUAUGGUAGUUGCUGCUCUUGUUGAAAAGAAAAGGCUUGAAACUGCUCAAGAGUAUGGGCUGGUGGAUAUGCCAAACGUGACUAUACCGAUGGGUAUAUUGUGGUUGGUUCCUCCGUAUGUGUUGUCUGGAAUUGCUGAUGUAUUCGCCUUGGUUGGUCUGCAAGAGUUCUUCUAUGAUCAGGUCCCAAUUGAAUUGAGGAGUGUCGGUGUGGCCCUCUACCUCAGUAUUCUUGGCGUGGGCAGCUUUUUAAGCAGCUUUCUUGUAUCUGCCAUUGAGGCAGCGACUGGCGGCAUUGAUGGCCAAGCUAGUUGGUUCGCUGAUAAUGUUAACAGGGCGCAUCUCGAUUACUUUUAUUGGUUACUUGCUGGACUCAGUGCAGCUGCAUUUACUGCCUUUUUUUUAAAAAAAAAAUCUUACAUUUACAUGGACACGCCACCGCUAUUCCACACCGUCGAUGGUGCCGUUGACUUCAAAGGCCGUCCGGUCCUCCGAUAUGACUCCGGGCGCUGGAGAGCCGCAUCUUUCAUCAUAGGUGUGGAGGUAGCGGAGAGGUUCGCAUAUUAUGGGAUAAGCUGCAACCUGAUAACCUAUUUGACGGGGCCGCUGGGGCAGUCCACGGCCACUGCCGCCGAGAACGUGAAUGCCUGGUCCGGAACGUCGCAGCUGUUGCCUUUAUUGGGCGCAUUUGUGGCCGAUUCUUUUCUGGGGCGCUACCGCACUAUUGUCUUCGCUUCACUCAUCUACAUCUUGGGACUAGGUUUGUUGUCUGUGUCGGCUAUGCUUUCUUCUACAAGCACUUCUGACUAUGUACGCAUCAAAACUACAUUAGAUUCUUCGCAUGAGCUCCAAACAAUCCUUUUUUUCUUCUCUCUGUAUCUAGUAGCAAUUGGGCAAGGCGGGCACAAGCCUUGUGUUCAGGCUUUUGGAGCAGAUCAGUUUGAUGGACAAGAUCCAGAGGAGUGCAAAGCCAAAAGCUCAUUCUUCAAUUGGUGGUACUUUGGUGUAUGUGGGGCUGCGGCUGUAACAGUUUUGGUCUUGAGCUAUAUACAAGACAAUCUUAGUUGGAGCUUGGGUUUUGGAAUCCCUUGUAUUGUGAUGGUGGUUGCACUGGGUAUUUUCUUGCUUGGUACCAGGACUUAUCGGUAUAGUGUUAAAGGGCACGGAAAAAGCCCAUUUUUGAGGAUUGGUCGUGUGUUUGUAAAUGCAGUUAGAAAUUGGCGGACUUCCCCUUCGGCAAUAGCUAUUGAAGAGGAAGCACUUGGAAUUCUGCCUCAUCGUAGCUCUGGACAAUGCAGGUUCCUCAACAAAGCCCUUCUGUCCCCACAUGGUUCAAAUGAAGAAGGCGAGGUUUGUACUUUCAGUGAGGUUGAAGAAGCAAAGGCAAUUCUUAGGAUCGCUCCAAUAUGGGUUACAAGCUUGGGAUAUGCCAUUGUUUUUGCUCAGAUCUCAACUUUCUUUACCAAGCAAGGGGCUACUAUGGACAGAACAAUUUUCCCCGGCUUUGAGAUACCGGCUGCUUCACUACAGUGUUUUGUCGGGCUGUCCAUUAUUAUUUUGAUUCCCAUAUAUGACCGCAUCUUUGUUCCUAUAGCAAGAGCGUUCACCAGGAAACCUGCCGGCAUCACAAUGUUACAGAGAAUUGGAACUGGGAUGAUUUUCUCUAUCAUAUGCAUGGUAGUUGCGGCUCUAGUUGAAAAGAAGAGGCUAAAAACUGCUCAAGAAUACUGGCCGGUUAACAUGCCUGAUGCUACUGCUCUAAUGAGUGUGUGGUGGUUGGUUCCUCAGUAUGUAUUGUCUGGAACAGCUGAUGUUUUCACCAUGGUUGGUCUGCAAGAGUUCUUCUACGAUCAGGUCCCAAUGGAAUUAAGGAGUGUGGGUCUGGGCCUCUACCUCAGUAUUUUAGGCGUGGGGAGCUUUUUGAGCAGCUUUCUUGUCUCUGUAAUCGACGAAGCAACUGGUGGGGAUGGCCAAGAUAGUUGGUUCGCUGAUAAUCUUAAUCGGGCACAUCUUGAUUACUUUUAUUGGCUACUGGCAGGAAUCAAUGGGGCUGCACUGGCUGCCUUCUUGUAUUUUGCAAGAUCUUACAUUUAUAAUAGGCGAGUAACGAUUUAGAUACCUUCACUAUAUUUUCAUUUCGAUUGGUUGCGAGUAGUAAGCAAAUAUGUAAUGUAGGUGGGAGUAAUAUUCACGGAAAAAAAAUGCAGUGUUAGCGUAUUAUCUCAUUAUUGAUGCAGCAUAUAUAUAUGGGAUGGGAGAGGGAGACUUGUACUGAA
Molecule: messenger RNA, 2681 nt
Organism: Juglans regia (Persian walnut)
Lineage: Eukaryota; Viridiplantae; Streptophyta; Magnoliopsida; Fagales; Juglandaceae
Product: protein NRT1/ PTR FAMILY 5.10-like
Exons: 5
Coding region: 214-2520 (768 amino acids)
Biological process (GO): transmembrane transport; dipeptide transport
Cellular component (GO): membrane
Molecular function (GO): tripeptide transmembrane transporter activity; dipeptide transmembrane transporter activity
Source: RefSeq, a predicted model, not a curated record